Molecule: messenger RNA, 1801 nt
Organism: Ctenopharyngodon idella (grass carp)
Lineage: Eukaryota; Metazoa; Chordata; Actinopteri; Cypriniformes; Xenocyprididae
Gene: dpep1
Product: dipeptidase 1
Exons: 10
Coding region: 154-1392 (412 amino acids)
Biological process (GO): proteolysis
Molecular function (GO): metallodipeptidase activity
Source: RefSeq, a predicted model, not a curated record
ACUUAGUGUAUCUCUACACAUAGGCAGAGAGAGAAGAAGAUAUACAUCUGUGGAUAUUAGUAGUCAGCUGAAAACAAGAAGAGGUGAGAUAGAUAGGGUUAUUUAAGGAGCAAUUCCUAAUUAAAGGUUAUAGAGAGGGUAAACAGUGUGGUGAUGAUGGAAUGGACCAAGACUGUGUGUUUAGUGCUCUGGGCUUUCACAAUCAACUCUAUAGCAGAUGAAUUUAGGGAUCGUGCACUGAGCCUGAUGGCUGACACUCCACUUAUAGAUGGGCACAAUGACCUUCCCUGGCAGAUGAGGAGCUUGUUUAAUAAUCAGCUCAACACAGUGGACUUAUACACACUAAACACCACACACACCAACAUCCCAAAAAUCAAAGAAGGGCGCCUCUCCGCACAGUUCUGGGCAGCUUAUGUACCAUGUGAAACCCAGUACAAAGACGCAGUCAGACAGACCUUGGAGCAGAUUGAUGUGGUCCACAGGAUGUGUGAUCAAUACCCAGAGGUUUUCAAAUUUGCUGCUAGCAGUGAAGAUAUAAUGCAAGCCUUUAGUGAAAACAAAACAGCCAGUCUGAUUGGAGUGGAAGGUGGACAUUCGAUUGACAGCAGUUUGGGGGCCCUGCGCACUAUGUACCAGCUGGGCGCCCGGUAUCUCACGCUCACACACAGCUGCAACACACCCUGGGCAGACAACUGGCUGGUGGACACAGGAUCUGAUCCUGUACAGCAUGAUGGUUUGUCUGAAUUUGGCAAGCAAGUGAUCCGAGAAAUGAACCGGAUUGGAAUGAUGAUUGACCUGGCUCACGUGCCUGUGAAGGUGAUGAAGCAGGCGCUGGAGAUCUCCGAAGCCCCUGUGAUCUUCAGCCACUCUUCCGCCUACAGCAUCUGUAAUCACAAGAGGAAUGUUCCUGAUGACGUUCUUAUGGAAGUGAAAAACAAGGAGGGGAUUGUCAUGGUUAAUUUUUAUAAUGAUUAUGUAACCUGCCAAGCGGUUGCUAGCAUCUCGCAUGUGGCUGAUCACUUUGACCAUAUCAAGAAAGUGGCUGGCGCUAGUAUCAUUGGAUUUGGAGGAGACUAUGAUGGUGUGCCAAGGACGCCAGAAGGUCUAGAGGACGUGUCAAAGUACCCAGACCUGGUGGCUGAACUUCUUAGACGUAAAUGGACAGAUGAUGAGAUCAGAGAUGCUCUGGGAGGGAACCUGUUAAGAGUUUUCAGAAAGGUGGAGGAGGUAAGAGACCGCAUGAAUGGAGCCAAACCAGAUGAUACACCCAUCCCUCUUAAAGAAGUCCAAAACCCCUGCAGGACAGACUAUGGUUAUAAAUCCAGUUCAACACGCACACAGUCUUUUUAUCCACUUGUCUUGGUUCUGACACUGCUAAACAAAUUAUUCUAAUCAACCUUUGCUUGGGACCUUUGAUAAAGAGUUGGCCUCAAGUUUAGUUGAAAAUAGACCUUAGCAGGCUUUUUUAGAGUAAAAUACUGGCCAUUUUACAAUUGUUUACUCUGAAAAUUACAACGAGGGUUAACAGUGUAGACUAAAUAAAGAAAAAUUAAAAUUUAUUUAAAAUUUAGCUUUUUACUUUUGACUAAAAUGAUGACUUAAUGGUGAAAUGACUUAGCCUAAAUAACAGAUGUCAGAUGUCUGUUCAGUGACUUGCCAGUCAAAUGUUUGGACACACAUGUUCUUUAUUAUUAAUAUUUUCCUUAUUUUAGAAAAAUAAUAAUGUCUUCAGAACUAUGAAAUAACACAAAGGGAAGUAUGGGAAUUAUGCAAUGAAUGAAAAAUAUCAGUAUUUAAACAC